Messenger RNA from Astyanax mexicanus (Mexican tetra), 593 nucleotides. RefSeq names its product LYR motif containing 9 (gene lyrm9). The transcript has 4 exons. NCBI's taxonomy places the organism in Eukaryota, Metazoa, Chordata, Actinopteri, Characiformes, Acestrorhamphidae. The record is from RefSeq and is a predicted model, not a curated record. Bases 217 to 453 code for a protein of 78 amino acids.
UUACACGUGUUUAACUGCAGUUCUGUAAACAGAGCCAGUAAGGUCACUCACGCUACGGAUCCAAACACACAAACGCAGUCUGAUCUGCUGGUCUGAGGUGGUGUGCUGUAACCCGAUAGUGUGUGUGUAAGGGAAGGUCAGUGAGGUGUGUGUAUGGGUGUGUGUGGUGGUUAGUGUGUGUGUGUGGGUGUAAGGUGAAGGUGCGGCAGGGUGAGGAUGCCCCCCCUGCCCGGAGCUGAGCUGGUGCGGACCCCCCUGCAGCUGUACCGCUACCUGCUGCGCUGCUGCAGACUCCUCCCCUCUGCAGCCAUGCAGGACCACUACAGACACGCAGUCAGACAGAGUUUUAAUAGUCAUACUGAUGAGGACGACCCAGAAAGAAUACGCAUGAUCAUCCAAAGGGCUAUUUCUGAUGCUGACUGGAUAUUAGAUAAGUACAAGAAACAGAAGUGAUUUCCAUAUCCACAAUCCACAUAUUUGUCUUUCAAGAACUUUAAACUUUGAUUUUUUUUUUUGGAACUGAUACAAGCUUGAGAUUUUUGUAUUGAAUGUCUCGUCUGAUUAAAAACAUACUAUGACUACUGAUAACUAAA